UACGAGAUGAACGAUUCAUCUGUGGAUCGUUGUGACAUCAGCACGGUUCUCCAGCAGCAAGCCUAUUUGCUGUUUUAUGUCAGGAGCCCUGAUUUCAGGGGAGGAAGGCCUUCUUCCCCACGGAUAGCAUCACAUGCCCGCGCCUUCCUGAGGCAGUGGGCGGCCGGCAGCAAGCAGGUAGAUCCUGCGGGACCAUGGGGUCUUCUUCCUAGGACUAAGAACACGGCGGUGGGCAGGGAGGAUUCUCCAGAGGACACCAGCUCCUCUACAAGGACCAGCACCAGCCAGUUAAACUGGGCAGAUGCACGGGAGGCAUCUGCAGCCCGGCCAGGCGGGCGCAGCGUGGCCUCGUACACGUCCAGAACCCAACCUGGCUUCCCGUUCUGCCGUCAACUGUUUGACCUUGGGCUGCACGCCGCGCAACACGACGACGACGAGGAGGAGGAGGACGGAUUCAGCUCCUGUUCCUGCUGCCAGAGGAACGUGAUCAGGGAGAGGGCCUGGAGCAGCUUCCCGCAACGGGACAACGAUUUCCGCAGCUGGCUCACGGUCCCCACGGACUACAGCCUCUCAGCAAGGAGGAGGAGGAGUCCGAGUCGUGAAGAAGCCCUCAGGGAUGACUCACCUCCGUGGACCUCCAACGCCAGCUCCCGGUGGGCUCCCGCAUCCCGGGCUGCUCGGGAGCAAAGACUGCUGCGGGAAAGAACGCGGAGCCGAUCCCCGCGGCGGGGUUAUACUCUCCGCAGCCGCUUCGUGGAGUACGCGGACUGCCGUGGCUCAGCGAGGAGGAGGAGAACUAGUCCUCCGAGUCAUGAACAAACCCCCAGGGAUGACUCACCUGCUUGGACCUCCAACACCAGCUCCAAGCGGGUUCCCGCAUCCCGGGAUGCCGGGGAGCAAACUCAGCUGCGGGAAAGAACGCGGAGCCGAUCCCCGCGGCGGGGUUAUAAUCUCUGCAGCCGGUUCGUGGAGUACACGGACGACCAUCGCUCCGCGAGAGGAGGACGGAGAAGAAGCGUGAGAAGAAGUCCUCCACGUCGUGAGUGAGUCCCAAGGGACGAUGCGGCUCCAGGACCCUCCAGUGCCCGCUCCAAGCAGGCUCCGGCACCCAGGGUUGCUCAGGACCAAAUCCUGCCGAGGCAGAGGGAGCGAAGCAGAUCCCCACGGCGGGGUUACGAUCUCCGCAGCCGCUUCGUGGACACCGCAAACUACGACCCCUCAGCCGGGAGGAGGAGAAGGGCUUCCCGGAUGAGGCAGAAGCACAACAUCUAACUUCUGCAAUGCUGGAGAGGAGGAAGAGCGGGAAGAAGAAUCCAUGAAGUACCUAAGCAAGGACCAAGGAAAAGCUCAGAAAGAACUUCCAGACACUCGGAAAACUCUGCCAGCUGGCCCGCCUGCCCACAGGUCCCUGGAGGAAGAGCUUCUAUUUGUUUUCUGCUUUUGGGAUCACCUUGCAAAAACAACACUCGGUUGGAGCCAAGAGGCAGAAAAGACAAAGACAGAAUUAAAAACAUUUGUUGGCCUUGCA
Aquila chrysaetos chrysaetos is the source of this 1528-nucleotide messenger RNA. RefSeq names its product serine/arginine repetitive matrix protein 2-like. Bases 7 to 1047 code for a protein of 346 amino acids. The record is from RefSeq and is a predicted model, not a curated record. The transcript is spliced from 3 exons. Lineage: Eukaryota; Metazoa; Chordata; Aves; Accipitriformes; Accipitridae.